Molecule: messenger RNA, 1263 nt
Organism: Theobroma umbraticum
Lineage: Eukaryota; Viridiplantae; Streptophyta; Magnoliopsida; Malvales; Malvaceae
Product: Cytochrome b561/ferric reductase transmembrane with DOMON related domain-containing protein
Source: RefSeq, a predicted model, not a curated record
CACGUUCCUCCCAACUAUAUUUAAUUUAAAAGACUUAAUCAUUGUCAACUGCUCCAGCUUGUAACACAAUAUGUAGACCUGAUCAUUCCAUAAACCAGAAAGAGAGAGGAAGAAGGGGGAAAAAAAAGAAUGAAGCUAUCUCUCAUUUCCAUUAUCUUCAUCUUCGCCCUGCAGGCGUUAUCAGUCCUGCCGGUGAAUUCACAACAGACAGAUUCUUGCAGCUCCAGACUAAACCUUGAUGUGCCCUUUGAUACAUCUUCUCUCAACUGCCUUUCUGUCUGGAGCAGCCAUGAUUUCAUCCUCAGAUAUGUUCAGACCUCAUCGAACCUAUGGAGUUUUGUUCUCUCCGCGCCUGAUACAAAUUCCUUUGUUGCGAUGGGGUUUUCGAGCGAUGGAAUGAUGGUGGGAUCAAGCGCUAUGGUGGGGUGGAUCUCAACUGAUGGCACUGCAACAAUAAAACAAUAUUUUCUUGGGGGCACGAGAUCAAAUCUAGUGCUGCCUGACCAAGGGAACCUGACGGUCGUUAACAAUUCUUCCUCCAUAACUUCCCAAUCCUCGCGGUUAUACUUGGCUUUCCAGUUGAAUACCAGUCAACCCCUGUCACGGGUGAUAUAUUCCGUCGGACAGAUUGGGGUGUAUCCAACUUCUCCAGGCUAUGCCUUGGCCGAACACCGUGACAAGGUCUCCACCAGCUUGAAUUAUUUUACAGGUACAAGUACAGCAAAGAGCCCACACACAAGAUUAAGGAAGAGCCAUGGAAUACUAAAUAUGCUUAGUUGGGGACUAUUGAUGAUAAUUGGAGCAAUAGUUGCUCGUUACUUUAAGCAAUGGGAUCCAAUCUGGUUUUAUUCCCACGCUGUGAUUCAGUCCUGUGCUUUUAUCCUCGGGCUAUCGGGUGUAAUAUGUGGAUUUGUUUUAGAAGAUCGUCUCAAGGCUGAUGUCUCCACCCACAAAGGUCUUGGGAUCUUCAUUCUUGUGCUGGGAUGCCUCCAGGUAAUGGCACUUUUUGCCAGGCCAGGCAAGGAAUCCAAGCUGCGUAAAUUCUGGAAUUGGUACCAUUACAGUGCGGGGAGAAUUUUGAUUGUAUUUGCAAUAGCGAAUGUCUUCUAUGGGAUUCAUUUGGGAGAAGAGGGAAAAGGAUGGAAUGCUGGCUACGGGGUUGUUAUUGCCAUCUUGCUUUUAGUUUCUUUUAUUUUGGAGUUUAAAAUGUGGAGGAGAAAUUAAGCUUUCGGAUCUUUAGCUUGAAAAACACUCUUUAAUUAA